GUAUCAGGAUGUUUUUAAGCAGUAGUCACAAUGAGAAUUUGAACUGAGUUUGAUCCUUACAGGAACUGCAUGAGAAGUGCAGACUCAGCUCAGCUCAGCUCACAGUCACGUGACCUGCAGUCAUAUGACUGUCUGAGCCCAGCUCCUCUAUUGCUGCAAAACGGGAGGACCUGUGUCUGGUAAGUACUGAAUGGGUAAAGGGGGGGACUGAGUCUGUAUUAAAAAAUACUGGGAGCUGGACUAAACUCUUGUUUUAAGCGCCAUGCUCCUCCAAAAUACUGAAAGGAGCUCUGGCUUUAUCUUCUGAAUGAAAGUAAACAAAACGAAAGUGCUUCUCCUAACUGUUGCUUUAUGGAUGUGUUAGGACAUAUUUGCACUGUGCUGCAAUACAGUGCCAUAGAUAUAGUAAUCCUAUUCACAGCUGAUAACAGAGCACAGUUCACUUUGUUUUUGUAUAUUUAAACCACAUGCUACAGAUGGAAUGCUCUGAAAUGAUGAGUUACCUGCAGAGUAUCUUUUUAUCAUUGGCCCUGUUUAGAUGAACUAAACAGCUCAUAUAUUAUGAGCAGUACAUCAUUUACUGCACUCAUAUGUGAUUUAUUUCGCUUUAGUCCUUGAUGACAGAUACCUUUAAUUUACUUGUUAGUCUCAGGUGUCCAAAAGGAACACUCAUGUUCCUUCAACUACUUACCUUUUUUUUUUUUUUUCUCCGGUGUUAUACUAUUUGCAUGGUGCUGGAUUACAAGGUAGUAGAAUGCUUAUUUUGCAGCUUUUACUGCAAACAAAGUGGGGGGGGGACCUAAUUCAUAGUGCCAAAUAGGGCAUAUUAAACAGGAAAGGUCCCCACCCCACAAAGUGUUGAAGUAGUAAUUUAAGUUUACUAAAGUGCUGUAUGUGCCUUAGUCUGUCAUAUUUGUGACAGUUUAUAAAAGGGCCUAUUUCAAUAGAAACCUGCACUUUAAAGGACCACUAUAGUGCCAGGAAAACAUACUCGUUUUCCUGGCACUAUAGUGCCCUGUGGGUGCCCCCACCCUCACUGUCCCCUUCCCGCCCAGCUCUGGAAGGGGGAAAGGGGUUAAAACUUACCUUUUUCCAGCACUGGGCGGGGAGCUCUCCUCCUCCGUUCCUCCCCGUCGGCUGAAUGCGCACGCGCGGCAGAAGCUGUGCACGCAUUCAGCCGGUCGCAUAGGAAAGCUUUAUCAAUGCUUUCCUAUGGACGCUUGCGUGUGCUCACUGUGAUUUUCAUAGUGAGAAUCACGCAAGCGCCUCUAGCGGCUGUCAAUGAGACAGCCGCUAGAGGCUUUGGGGGAAGGCUUAACCAAUUCAUAAACAUAGCAGUUUCUCUGAAACUGCUAUGUUUAUAAAAGAAUGGGUUAACCCUAGCUGGACCUGGCACCCAGACCACUUCAUUAAGCUGAAGUGGUCUGGGUGCCUAGAGUGGUCCUUUAAUAAUUGGUAAGCGGCAGGGGCGCUAAGCUUAUUGAGAAGCAUAGGAAAGUGUCUCCAGCAGGGGCGUAACUUGAAACCACAGUGCCCGGUGUGAAAAUUGCCCUGGGGCCCUCCAUGUGUCUCAUUCACACACCCCCGGUGGGUGGGUGACUGGAUUGGGGGAGUUAUUGUGACAGUGUGUGUAGAGGGGUGACUGUGUGUGAGGGUAACAGAUACAGAAACACAGAUGCAUACACUGACACACACACAGAUAAACAGAGAAACACACUGACAUCCAUGUAGAUACCCACAAUAUAACACAUACAGAUACAUACACCGACACACAUGCUGAUACAUAGGGGCACACACUGACACACAUGCUGAUACACAAGCAAACAGAUACACAAGCACACAUACGGACAGACAAACAGAUACACACAGAUAUACAGAUAUUCAGACACACACAUGCAAACUGUAAAACAUGCAUCAUUUAGGUGCAGGAUGUUUUUUUUUCCCCUCGGGUCCAGUUGCUGCCUCAGACUGAUGAGAGUCAGAACUCUCUCAUCCUUCUUCUCCUGCGCAGCUCUGUUAGCUGGGAGUAAGUGACCGCUUCCUCCCAGUGCUCUGAUAUCACAAAGGGCCAGGUCGCACUCUUAAAGCGCCAGCUCACCAGGCCCCUGUAAAUACAUUGCUAUCGGGUGUCCCUCAUGGAGGCCCUGGGGGUAUUUCCAUGCGGCCGGGCCCCCUGGAGUGAUGGGCCUGCGACCACUGUAGUUCUGCCACUGGUCUCCAGCACAGAGGCUUCUCUGUGAGUCUUCCCAGGGAAAUAAGGAAGGGCUUGCAGAGGCUGCAAACUGCAAGUCUACAGCUCAUGCCAGUUGUUGUUUUUUCUUUUUAUAUAUAUAUAUAUAUAUAUAUAUAUAUCCCCACAGAAAUAAAUACAUAAAUACAUGUUUGUUUUCUUUGUGGUGAGUAGAUCUAGUAAAUUGUUUAAACCCCCCCGCACCCCCAAAAAAAGUUUCGAUAUAGUGUUACAAAAAAUUUCAGUUCAGUUUAACUAACAGCUCCCAAUAUAAUAAAUGUAUGAAUUACCAUUGUAACAUAUAUUUUUGUGUUUUGCUUUAACCAUGCUCUAUUGUUGCAUACGUGCUGCCCCUUUGCUCCUGCGCCGUCAUUCUGGAGUAUGUGUCAAUGUGUAGAUUGUUAUUGUAGAGGUAUACUAUAUCUUCUCCAAGAGGUAUAUUCUGUCCAGAUAUUGUAUACAGUGGUAUAGUAUUUGAUACAUGCUAUUUACUGUAUGCAAUAUCGUUCUAUUGUUUACUGCCAAACGUGGCCAAAUUCAGUGAGAUCAAGUUCUGUAUAGACUGUUGUGCUUGUUGCUGUAUUCAUUGUGCUGGUUCAGAACCCCAUUAACUUGGCUUUUAUUAUCCAUAAUCAUUUUAUUGCUGGAGGAAAGCAUGAGCAAUCAAUCUCUAGUCCAUGAAUGUAAAACCAAGCUAUGUGUUGUUGUUUUUUUUUAUUUUUUUUAUUAGAUACAAUGAAACUCAUCAUUCUGGAUAAUUAUGACCAGGCCAGUGAGUGGGCUGCAAAGUACAUUAGAAAUCGGAUAAUACACUUCAAUCCAAGUCCUGACAAGUACUUUACUUUAGGCCUUCCUACAGGUAAGUGACAUUUCUGUAAACAAAUCUCUUCUUGUGAAAAAGUAGCCACUUUUUUUCCUCUCCUCAAUAUAUUUCAUUUCACCUGAUUAUAUUUUGUGCAGUAACCAUAUCUGCAGCCAAAAGAUAAAGGGAGGACAAGUCCUGGAGAAGCAUAUUUCACAGUAGCGCUUUUAUUUCUCCCCCAGAAGCACCGUAGAUGAUACGGACCUUUUAAAUUGACCUUGCACCACAAGUCAUGGGCCUUGUAAUGCACCUUCUCCACAGAAAUAGGCACUACCUAAAACCAAGAUACAAGCAAAACAAGGGAUACGGCUGUAAAAUCUAAAAAAAACAAACCAUAAAUAGAACAUAGUGCAGUACAAUUUUAACAGGUAAUAUACGCUGUAUACAGGUGCAUUCACAAGAUAUAGACGUAUAAUGCGCUCAAGGGUGCCUCCCCCGAUGUAUUUGGGGGGCUGAAAAUCUCCCUCCGCUGCCCACAGAAUUGCAGGAAAUCAGGACUCCAGAUUGUAGUUAAAAAAUAAAUAAAUAAAUAAAAAAAAGCGGCUUUUAUUAUAACAGCAGUAGGUGUGGUCUUACACAUUUCUUCAGAGACCAUAAAAUCACAGCAAUUACAAAUUCUUGUACAGAAAUAGCAGCCUAACAAUUCCCUCCCCAGAGUCCCUUUAAAUAGGGUUAAUCCCUGAGUUCAUUGGGGGUUCAGAGGGUGUUGUUUCCAAUCCGUGGUCCUACUGGUUCCAUUCUUGCACUGGAUCACCUGUAGAUCUUCAAGAAAAUCAUCUCCCAUAUAUCAGCUGGUAAUUAGAAAUCUGCCAAAAACCAGAACCGGAAGUGCAUUCUAUUGGACAGUUCCACAUUCCAUUUGUUGAGUGAUGUGAGCCACAGAGUUCCAAACGGCUGUAUACAUGCCAUAGAGUUCACUGGAAUGAUGUGCGGCCUCUAGUGGUAAUACAAGAUUUAACAUUGAUGUUAACAAAAACAGAACGAGUAUUCGAUCUGCUAAAGAGAAAAAUUUAUUAAAGGACCACUAUAGUGCCAGGAAAACAAACUCAUUUUCCUGGCACUAUAGUGGUAAUAGGGCCCCCCUCCCGCCGGACUCUUGGGGGAGGAAGGGGUUAAACUCUUACCUUUCUCCAGCGCCGGGCUCCCUCGGCGCUGGCGACUCUCCUCCUUCUGACUUCAUCAGCUGAAUGCGCAUGCACGGCCAGAGCCGCACGCGCAUUCAGUCAGAUCAUAGGAAAGCAUUUCUCAAUGCUUUCCCAUGGACGCUGGCUUAUUUUCACUGUGAAAAUCACAGUGGGAAGCGCCUCUAGCGGCUAUCAGUGAGACAGCCACUAGAGGCUGGAUUUCUCUGAAACUAUGUUUACAGCAGGCAAGGUUAAUCCUAGAUGGAGCUGGCACCCAGACCACUUCAUUAAGCUGAAGUGGUCUGGGUGCCUAUAGUGGUCCUUUAUACCAUCAAUUGAUAUUUAAACAGAACCCUUAAAAUGAAUUUAAGUGCAAGAUAAUGAACUCAUAUCUUGAGAUUAUUGCAUAGUAUAGAAAAUUGUUUUACUUUUACUGAUUCACUCUUUUUUUUUGUGUGUGUGUGUGUUUAUUUGACAUCGCUCUAAUAAAAAUAAUCAUUUAAAGUUACAAUGGAUAUGUAAAGUGAACUCAUUCUGGAUGUCAAUUGUUCUCUAUCAUGUUUUGAAAAGCAAUUACCUAAAACCACACUAACAAACGGAGCUGUGACGAUUCCAAAGACAGUCUUUAUCUUGUAGAGUGUGCAAGAGUGUUACAUGGAUGCUCUCUAACUCCUACACUAAGGAUCAGGCGUUAGAACUAUGUUUUGUGGUUGCCCCUCACUUGAAAAUUCCCUUUCAACCUUGAAAAGUGCUGUGCACCCUCUGUUGGUUCAGAAUACUUGUUUGUUUGUUUUUUGGCAGAACUGCCAUUUUAUAAAGUUAGGCCACAUAAGUUUCCCAAUAGAAGCUUCACUCUUCCAGUGUUUUUUGGGACUUCUAUAAUAUCGCUGUCACAGUGAAUUGGCUCUACUGUCUGUCUGUACUUGGUGCCUUCAGAAUCUUUUACAAUCUUGAAUAGAUAUGUGGUGUCUAAAUCUUCCACAAAAGAUAAACCCAGACCACAUCAAGGGAAACAAUCCAUCUCCCUAGUUUCUACAAAGCAGCUGAAAUAUCUUCCAUUAUUUUUCCUCUACUGGAUACCAAAUUGGGCAAACUGAUGGUACCCAUAAAGUCCAGUCCUUCACGGUUCUCUUCACAAGCACAACACAUUACCUCUGCAGUAGAGGAUGACACCUCCCAAUCUCAUAAUUACAACAAACCAUCCUCAAAUAACAGGGGCAGUUUAUCCCUUACCUCUCUCAUAGACAGAAUAGAGGAUUUGGAAAACAGGAGCAGAACAAACAACAUAUUGUUGGCUUGUCUGACUCUAUUAAAGGAACUGCUUUUCACAAAUUAGAAUCACUUGGGUCCAAAGCCAAGAAAUAAUGUGCAAAGACUACAGGCAGUUAUAGUUAGCAUUCUCAAAUUUCCUGAUAAGAUCAAGCUCCUGUUGUUGUUUUUUUGCAAACUGGAAUAUGAAAACUUCUCUGCUCAACUAACACAAAACAUAAGCUUGCUUUAAGGUCUCCUCUGUGACAUAUGUCAAACAAGCAAUAUUAACGUAACCUACAUCUACAUCCGUUUUUGAAGAUCUGACCAAGGCUAACAAUUUUUAUUGUGCAGAAAACUGUAUCCAUCACUCCAUACACCUUUCCUUCCAACAGGGGUACAGGAGAGAUACAAGGAUCCACUCCUUAAGGGUCUACAGGUUGAAAGACUUUCUUGUUAUUGUCAAGUAUAUUUAUUUUUUUGCCAUGUUUUUAUGGUUACCACUGUGACUGUUAAACAGAUGUUGCCGUGUUUUGGUUUUUUUUUUUCUUCCACUUACGCGAACAUUUUGUUUAUAUUCGGUUUCCUUCUAAUUUGUUUGCAGUAUUACAACUGGAAUUUAUUAACGAUCAUAGCCUACUCUACUUGUUACAAAACUGUAUUCCUAACACUAUAUUGUCCCUCUUCUUUUUUGCUACCUAGCCCAGUCAAGAAAGGAUUAAAACCUGUUUGUUUGUUUUUUUUUGUUGUUGUUUUUUUACUUACCUGAUUCUAGCACCGAGUUCCUUUAGCACUAGAUUGGGCUCUUUCUGCGACUUCAUGCAAAUCCAGGAAAAUACUUUGCGGCGAGUGACUUACACAUUAGGCCUUCCCCAUAGGAAAGCAUCGAAUCAAUGCUUUCUUAUAGGAUUUUUCAAGAUGCUGGAUGCCCAGCGUGGUUUCACGAAAUUAAACCAAGUGGAACUGCAGGAAGCGUUUCUAGUGGCUGUUAGGUAGAAAACCACUAGAGAUAGUCUUAACUCCUUAAUGUUAACAUUGCAGUUUCUCUAGACAGAGACGCUGCACCCAGAACACUUCAAUCACACAAAGUGGUCUGGGUGCCUAUAGUGUCCCUUUUAACUCUGAUUUUAGUUUUUAGUCCUUUUUAACCUGGUUAACCUGUUUUGCCUAGUUUCCAACAAUUGUCUUAUUUUGGUUUGCCAGACAGACAUUUUUGUAACGGUAUAUUUUAGCUCUGUCUCUCUUUUAGUCACGUUAAUACUUGAGAGAUGGUUGCUUCUGGGGCAACCUAAUUUCCGUGUCAAGUGAGCUACCUCCUUGGGUCACACAUCAUUCCCAUUUUUUUUAGAUGACAGAUGGUUAAACAGACAUCUCUAAACCUGCCAAUUUACAACUAGGAACAGUUGUGUUCCUUGAAAUGCCUUUCAAAACUCUUCACAAAGCCAAAUUCACACCUGUCUUGAGGUUUAGAAUUAGGCAUUCCAACGCAGAUAAUAUUCCAAAAUGAUCCCACAAGAAUGCUAAUAUGUUGCUGUGGGGGGGAAUGCACCCGUAUUUUUCUUUUUACAUUUAAAAAUGCAUCACUCAAAUAGCUAGCUGCCAUUGUAAACUGACCCCAUUGUGGAUUAGAAGGGCUGGAGAGCACCAUUAUGUGCGCAAGCUCUGUUGCACUAACCGAAAACAGUUAGUAGUAUACUGUAUUUUAAAACAUUGGAUCAUCUUUUCACCCAAGCUUUCAUCAGAUUGUAAGAUUUAACUCAGAUUGGUCAAAUACCUCACUCCAUAAAGAUAAAUUUACAUUUGCCCUGUACAAGUACCCUAAAGUGAAUCUUGUCAUGCACUGACUUUUGUGUGACCAUUCUGCUUUAAAAUAUUUAAUAGUACAAACGAGCAUUCAUUUAGAAAAUUAAUUUAAUAAAACUAGCAUUUUUGUAACACUAAUCAAGUAAAGACUUGUGUCCAGUUGACACUUGUUUUAGUGACAUUUUGUGUGGACAUUCAAUAUUGUGAAGAUCACACAAGUGUGGUAAUAAUUGUGUUGAUGUAUUUAACCCUUACAGGAAGCACACCAUUGGGAUGUUAUAAAAAACUAAUCGAGUAUCAUAAGAAUGGAGACAUUUCCUUCAAAUAUGUGAAAACAUUCAACAUGGAUGAAUAUGUGGGUAAGUUUGUAGUAGAACAUUAAAUGUGUGCAUUUAUUCACUAAAUGGCGAAUUGUAAAACAGAUUGCAAAAUAUAGGCCACUCUUAACUCAGGGUCAUCAUUUGCUGCUAAACUACAAAGCGCAAUGUGAGGGUGCACAAACACAGAGAACUGCGUGAGUAAAUACUCGUUCUUGCGCUUCUUGACUAAGCACACGGAAACACCUUGUACUUCUCUACCUGUCCUCUCUGUUGUUGCCAAAUUGCAUGCCUGACAGGGAAACACACAAGUGGGAACUUUGUGCCCUUGCACUCCUUCUGCGGGAUGAAAUAUAAAAGUUUGGCAGGCCAUAUGUUUCACAUGCUUCCUUGAAUGUCCUUUGACUGAUUGAACUCAUUCUACGAAGUCCUGCUGCUAUAUGUGAAUGGUAUGACUAUGGUCAGGCAGGUUCAAUGCCCCAUGUCAAAUAACCACCUCUUAACAAAUAUUACAUCAAGACCACAGUUCAAACCAAUAAACUUAUUAAUUGGUGUUAAAGUUCACUUUGGGAAACAGUUUUAUAUAUUGUGCAAUGUUUAUUCAAUCUACCAUUAUGAUGUUUUGGACUUACUAACUUGAUUUGAUUUGCUCCUGCCGACCUUAUGAAAACAAAAUAUUUAAUUGGACAGUUGUAAUGGAACAUGAUCAAAUAAAUAAAACUGAUAAGUGUAAAAAUCUAGUCAAAUAUUUAAAAACAAAACAAAAAACCUAAUCCUACCUAUUAGAAGCAGCAAAGUUUUACAUUGUCAGACAAAAACAUUUAGUAUCUAGGCACCAAAGCCAUUGAGUGAAGAUGUAGUGGUUUUGGUACUUAGAGUGUCCAUUUAAUUGUUCACAUGUCAAUUACGAUUUCUACUUCAAAAUUGGUCAGUGGUAUAAAUGUUUAUUAUGAAGUUCUUCUACAAUGAUCCAGAACCUUAAAACCAGCACAAAACCAUUACAGGUUUAUUCACUGAAGUGAUAAUUGCUGGGAAUUAAAAGUGAAUUUCAAAUUUAAGGACAAUGUAGCUGACUAGGGGAAUUUUUUCAAUAUGGCUGUUUUGGCCUUAAAUUUCAAACUAGUUUUCAAUUCCCAUCAAUUCUCACUCUAGUGUUGAUGGGUCUACCCGAAAGCAGGAACCCAGACGUUGUCUUCUAUAGAAAGAUUUUCAACAAUAAGAAGAAAACAUUCCUUCAUCAUAUAGCAUGACAUUGAAAAUGUAAUUUUGCAGGCCUUCCCAGAGAUCAUCCAGAGAGUUAUCACUCUUUUAUGUGGAAUAACUUCUUCAAGCACAUUGACAUCUGUCCAGAAAACGCACAUAUAUUGGAUGGAAAUGCUCCUGACUUGGCGGCUGAGUGUGACUUGUUUGAAGAGAAAAUCCGCGAGGCUGGAGGGAUAGAACUCUUUGUUGGAGGCAAGUGAAUUAAACCCAUGAAAUUAUUUAUUUUGAGUGUGUUGUGCUCUAUAAUAUGUUUUGUUAGUAAUGAAAGUAGAUCACUAUUCUGGAAUUGAAUGACAGCAGUAUCUCCUGACCUCACAUUUAGUAAAGACUUCAAUACCCAUAACUUAAAACUUCAGAGUCAAUAGCAAGAUCAUCAAAAAAACUUACUAAUAAGCAUGUUUCAUUUGUUGACUGAAAAACCCCACCAGCACUACUGACCACACAUACAAGCCAGGUGGAUUUAUAAGUGUCAUUAGCAAUACCAACCUAUAUAUUAGCAAUACCAACCUGUACAAUUGUCCUAUUGCAUAGGCCACGAAAGGAACCUACAGUGAGCAAAGUAUUCUUUUAGGAGAUGGAAUGUUACUUUAUAAUAAAAGUGAUUUUGUGUUUCUUUUUUGUUGUUGCUUUUCUCUCAUCUAUUAUUUGUUUUCUCAAAAUUCAUUGUGUUUGGUGUUAAUGCUAGUGUGUAGACUUUGUUUCUUACACAUAUCUACUAUUGCAUACAUUUUUUCCUCAAGGUAUUGGUCCUGAUGGUCACAUAGCUUUCAACGAGCCCGGAUCAAGCUUAGUAUCCAGAACCAGAGUGAAGACCCUAGCUAUGGACACUAUAUUGGCCAAUGCUCGCUUCUUUGAUGGAAAUCUCUCCAAAGUGCCAACUAUGGCUUUGACUGUUGGCGUUGGAACAGUUAUGGAUUCCAAAGAGGUGUGCAUGUGAAGUAAACGUGUCACUUGAUUGGUUCUUUGGGCAGUAGGGCAGAGUCAAGCAUAUCAACUUGAGAUCUCUCUCUAUCUAUCUAUCUAUCUAUCUCUGUGUGUUGUUAAAUAGUAGAAGAAUUUAUAUCCUAGUCCUGUUUUCAUUCAUCCAGGUUAUGAUUCUCAUUACUGGGGCCCACAAAGCAUUUGCCCUUUAUAAAGCCAUUGAGGAAGGAGUUAAUCACAUGUGGACUGUGUCUGCCUUCCAGCAACACCCCAAUACUGUAUUUGUCUGCGAUGAGGAUGCAACAUUAGAGCUUCGUGUGAAGACUGUGAAAUAUUUUAAAGGUAUUCUUUGAGCAGGGUUAAAACUUAUAUUACAGCUGAUGUUGAAUUACUUUUUAUAGUGCUAUAUCUUUUUUUUUUUAUAGAGAAUAAUACUUAUCAUUAUUACAGAUGAUCUCUGAUAAUCCAGUGCUUACCCAUAGUUAAGCAUUGAGGUAUUAGCAAUCGGUACGCUAUGCCAGCCAGCAACGCUACAUAGAGAUGCAUUACAUCGAUGCUGGGAAGUGUAUGGGGAGCGUUCAGCGUCUUCAUGAAGAUACUGAAUGACGGUCUUGCAAAGAUUGUAGGGCUGCACCAGGAAGGGCCUCUACUGAUGGAGUGUCUUAGAGAUAAAUCUGAACAUUGCCUUUUCUCCCAAAAGGCAUCAUUUCCAAUUGUCAUAUUGCAGUGGCAGUCUCUUUGCAACAGAACCAUUACAUUCAGCUGUAGUAGUUGUAGUGCAUAACGUUUCCCUUUAAGCUAGUAAUAUCCAGUUGUACUUUUAUGCUACUAGCACCCAGCAACAUAGAGAUAGAAACCAUAAUCAUGGGUUCUGCAUUAAAUGCGUGCACAGCCAUUCCCUCCCAUGAUUCUAUGUAUGGGUCUCCACAAUAGUUAGUGUGUAUCUGCACUGUAGCCAUUGAGUUGGGAGGUGAACAUAGGGGCAUGUACUGUGUCGGCAAUCUUUUCUGGAAACCUUGUACUAGGAUACAUAUAUACUAAUCUACAUAAUUUUUAAGCAAUUAAUUACAUUUUAGAUCUUACCAAAAUUAGACUUUAUCAUCACACAUCUGCUUGUGACAGGUCAACAUACCAUAAUUUUCUGCAGGAGUGAAAUUUAAUUUUCUUUUUGCAUUAUUUUUCUUUGGCUGCUAGGCAUGACUUUUCAUGCCAACAUGCUUUACUCAACAUAAAAGCAAAGAUGCAUUUCUUGCCACUGAAACUGUUAACCAAAAUGCAUCACUUCCACCUCAGCAUUAUGAGUCUCUUGAUGCUUGCGAACAAUUCUUCAAUCAAAGUUUGAGAUUAGAAGACAGCAAGGACUCUUACUUGGUGAACUCAGUCAUGUUAAAUAGGCUGCUGAUAUUGAGUAUUUGGGACUUGUUUACAGUAUUAAAACUCUGUUGGUACUGCAACACAAGUUACUGAUUAAGUAGAAAUACAGAAAUACAUUCAGAUUUUGAAAAAUAAUUUAUUUCAUUGUACACACUAGCACUGUAACUAGAAUUGUAUAUUCAUUCAUAUUUUUCCAGGCAUACUCUAGAGCCCCACCUGCUGGUCAUUAUUAAAGGGAUUCUCUAGUGCCAGGAAAACAAACCCAUUUCCUGGCAUUAGAGAAUCCUGGAGUGCCUGGUCGACCGCCACUAGAGGAGGACUGUAAUUAUUGCAGUUUUGUAAAAAUUUCCCCCAUCUCCCUUUAUUUACUGACUCUGUUCAUAUGGCUUGCUGCCCAGUUGCUAGUUUAAGUAAUGUUGAGAAUGCACUGAGGGGUACAUAUUGCUGUUCAGGAAAACAUGAUUGAGGUAAACGCUCUAACUCCAAUAAUGUAGCUAUGUUUGGCAUAUGAUAUAGCUAUAUUUGUAUUUCAUUAUUUGCUUAUCAUAACAUGUAAACUCUCUCAGCUGAAUGUGUUCUCUGCAUAGAGGUGUUCUCCAUUUUAAGUUGAGUAAAUUUGCGUGCACUCUGAAGUAGUGUAGAUUAUGAUUGCUUGUGGAUAUAGAGCAGUAUUGUUGCUAAACACUUCUCUCAUUGAUUCUAAAUGUAUUUUAUUUGUGGUAAAACAUGUAGAACCCAUGAGCUAAAAAAAAUAAAAAUCUGAUCUGGCUUAUUUAUAUUAAAAAGAAACAGUUAAUUACCCUUUUCAAGUUUGCAUGUCACGUUACUCCAGUAAAAAAAAAAAAAAUCAACAUCAUUCUGUACAUGCAAAUAUAUCCAUACAUAAUCAUACAAGAUUAAAGGGACACUAUAGUCACCAGAACAACUACAGCUAAAUGUAGUUGUUCUGGUGAGUAGAAUAGCUCACUUCAGGCAUUUUCAUGCAAACACUGUGUUUUCAGAGAAAAGGAAGUGUUUACAUUGCCCCUAGGGACAACUCCUAGUGGCCACUGGAGGUGCUUCCUGGCUCAGGGCUGCAGUAAGCGUCCCCGUUCAGCGUCCCCGUGCUCUGCAUGGAGAUGCAGAGUUUUCCUCAGAGUAUUGAUUCAAUGCAUCUCUAUGAGGAGGUCCUGAUUGGCCAAAAUGGCAUUUGGCCCCGCCCUCAAUUGGCUAAAAAGCGGCCAUAUUGAUUGUCACAAAUGGGGCGGAGCCAGCGCCAGCCGACCCGCGCGGUGCUGGAAAUAGGGUGAGUUUUAAACUUUUAUAGGGGGCUAAGGGAGGGCAACCACCUAAAUGGUGGGUUUAGCACUAUAUGGUCAGGAAUACAUCUUUGUGUUCCCUGACCCUAUAGUGAUCCUUUAAAACCCGGAAAAGGGAGGACAUUUUUUUUUUAUUUUUUUUUUUUAAUUUGACAAUUUUUAUUUUCAUAAAAAUUUGUUACAGAAAGGAAUAAAUUAUUAUUAUUAUUAUUAUAUUUAUAGAGCGCCGUCAAAUUCCGCAGCGCUUUACAAUGGGUGGACGAACAGACAUGUAGUUGUAACCAGACAAGUUGGACACACAGGAACAGAGGGGUUGAGGGCCCUGCUCAACCUUUCUGAAUAAUUGUAUUAUUGGAGAAACAUUGCAGGUUGGAAGGAAGAUAAAGGAAGCAGUAACAUUACUUAUUAGGGACAGUAAACCGUAUAAAAGUAUUUGGGAGUAGAGGUAUAGGGAGGGACAGAGGAGAGUGGCUUUAAGAUGUAGAAUGCUGAUUUAAAAAAAAUAAUAAUAAUUCCCGACAUAGAAAAAUACAGGUAAUUAUACAGGCUAAAAUAUAAAUGCAUUAAAGAUGUGUUGGUAUCCAAAGUGUCCUAGAUCAAUAGUAACAAAGACCCGUUCCUGGGAGCCCAGUGUACACCUACUCUUAGGAUAUCAUUCACUGCCAACCAAUAUUAAUUUUAAUGAUAUGAUAAGGAGAGCAAUUCUAAAACUGUAGCCAGGUUGAGGUACUGGAGUGUCAGAUCAUAAGGAGAUUCUGUAAUUCUUUUGCAUCCAAGUUCCUUGUCAAGUUAAUGCAAUAACUUAUUUGAGCUGGGCAAAUUAUCUAGGUCUUUGUUUGACACUAGCUACAUAUCAUAAAUAAGAUGUUUUGCAAAUGAUAAAAAAAGCAUUGUAAAGCUGCCAUUAUAUGUAUUUAUUUUGCUUUGGAAAGAAAACAAAAAAAAUUCUGCAGUUUGCAUCUCUCAAACACCCAUGUAUAUUAUCAAUACAUACCUAAUCAAUGAUUCACAAUGAAAGCAACAAUGUAGUGUGGUUAUGAAGUGCAUUGUCCCACAUUUCAAGUGACCAGGAGUCUGGAAAUUGUAAAUCUGACACAAAUAAUUAAUUUGUUUAUUAUAGAAUAGUUCCUUCUGUGUAUAGAGUUUUUUUGGGGUUCACUCACUAAACUGGUAGUAGGGCAGAACUGAUAAAGUUUCAGCUGGAAAAACAGCUGUUGAAGAAUGUUUUGAGUUUGGCAAUUUUGGAUUAAAGAAACAUCUCAAUGAAGUGGUCUGGGUGCAGUGCCCCUGUCAUUUUUACCCUACAAUGUAAACAUUGCCUUUCACUGGCAGCGUAUCCAUUGCAGGACUAAACAUACCUUUUGUGGUUGUCUUCUUGACAGCUAUUAGAUUGACCGAAAUCAAUUGGAGAAGUGUGACAUUUGCUGCGCAUGUGCUUUUUGUUCCCAAGCAUUGAUUGGUGGAGAAGAUUAAGUGAUGCCUGCCCCCCUGACACUGGGGGAGUAGGAGCGGGCUGUAGCACGGAGUAUGAGCAUCGUUGUGGAGGAAUUAUGAUUCUUUACAACAUCGCUUCAGUUCUUCAAGGUUUGAGUUAGACUGGGCCAUUGCAACAAUAUCUAUUUGUGUGUGUGUGUGUGUGUGUAUAUAUAUAUAUAUAUAUGUGUGUGUACACCCCUCACAUUUUUGUAAUAUUUUAUUAUAUAUUUUCAUGUAACAACACUGAAGAAAUUACACUCUGCUACACUGUAAAGUACAGCCUGUAUAAAAGUGUAAACUUGCUGUCCCCUCAAAAUAACUCGCCACAGAGUCCCUUUAAAUUCAAUGCUGUGCAGCUAAUGUUCAUAAAAUCCUCAAUGCUUCUUUAAAAUAAGCAUUGGAUUGGUCCAUGCCAGAGGAUCGACACCUCUUCGAAGACCUCUCGAGAGUUAAAAAAGGUUUGUAAAAACCCAUUUUUUUUAUAUUUUUGGGGCAAAGGGGUCUGAAUCUAUCUAGGGAGAGAGGCACUAUAGUGUUAGAAAUACAGGUUUGUGUUCCUCACAAUGUAGUAUUUCUUUAACGCUGCCAUGUAAAAGAGAACUGCUGAAAUUAUUCAAGAAAUUGGCAUAAUUGCCAUGUGGGCAUCAAAUAGAAAAUGGAUACUGAUGCAUAAUUGCCAUGUGGGCAUCAAAUGGAAAAUUAAAAAUAUUAUAUAAUUAGCCCUUGUUUUCCUACUUAAAACCAUGGCAGCAUUAACGAAUUGAUAGCUGCACCCUUUUGAUCAGGAAAAUAGAAUAUUUCAGUAGGUUUUUUUUUACGGCUUAAACCCUGGCCAGCGUUAAAGGAAUACUAUAGCGUUAGGAAUACAAACCUGUAUUUCUAACACAAUAUGGCCCCUCUCCCUAGAUAGAUUUAGACCCCUCCUCUCGAAAACCUAGAAAAUCGGUUUUACAAACCUUUUUUAACAUUCACGAGGUCUUCGAAGAUUGAUAAUCCAAUGCUUAUCAUAAAAAAGCGUUGAGGAUUUUAUGAGCAUGUGCCGCAAAGCAUUGAAUUUAAGGGUUUCCUUUGAGCUCCAAGGUCACAGGAGUUUUACUCAGUCAGUGCAGCAGACGUUUCCAUAAACUGCCAAUGUUUUACAUUGCAGGGAUUAAAUGACAGGACCACUACACCCAGGACACUUCAUUUUUGAGACAAAGUGGUCUGGGUGACUUUAGUGGUCCUUUAAUGGCAUUAGGUAAUUCUGCCAUGAAUGAUUCAGGAAUAUGUGGAAAAACUGAUACAAAAAGUACUGUCACAUUCUUCUACACAUCAUGUAACCACGAUUUCUCGACUGCUUUAUCUCUUCACAGGCCUUAUGCAUGUUCACAACAAACUGAUAGAUCCUCUCUACAGUAUGAAGAAAGAAGGGGAAGAUGCUGCACCUACAGCAAAGAAACCAUACAGUGACUGAACUAAAACAUACGCGUACAAUGCCAAUAAAGUGGGAAUGUGAUCUAGUCACGAGACGACAGAAUUGACCUCUUUGAGGACAAAGGGACCUAUCUUCAUAGUGCCAUCACCUUGGGCUUGUGGGAAGGACACAAAUAUGACUAUUUAAAGGGAAUCAACUGUACAGGAAAAUACAAGUCUUUAAAUGUUUUGCAAUUUCUUAUAGUCUUUGUAGCAAAAUAAAUUUCAGAUUUAUGCACUUUUAUUGAUCUGGCUUCUAAUCAGAGACAAUUUUUUUUUGUUUAAAAAAAAUAAAUAAAAA
Molecule: messenger RNA, 15669 nt
Organism: Pelobates cultripes (western spadefoot toad)
Lineage: Eukaryota; Metazoa; Chordata; Amphibia; Anura; Pelobatidae
Source: the annotation of a GenBank genome assembly